AUGAGCCAUCAGCCUGACAGGGCACAGCCCGCUGGUCCCUCACAGGAUCCACCACGCCAGGGGGAGCCAGGCCUGCCUGACGCGACUCCAUCCAGCAGUUACUUGAGGAGCCUUUUCGAGUGUCCGGUAUGCUUUGACUAUGUGUUACCCCCCAUCCUUCAGUGUCAGCGUGGUCAUCUUGUUUGUUCCAGCUGUCACCAAAUGUUGACUUCUUGUCCAACUUGCCGGGGCCCACUGGGAUCCAUUCGUAACUUGGUUAUGGAUAAAGUGGCCUAUUCACUUACGUUUCCGUGUAAAUACGCCUCUUUUGGGUGUGGAACAAGUCUGCCGCCCGCGGAAAAAGCAGACCACGAAGAGGUCUGUGACUUUAGACCUUAUUCCUGUCCGUGCCCUGGUGUUCGCUGUCCGUGGGCAGGCUCUUUGGACCUUGUGAUGCCCCAUCUGAUCCAUCAGCAUGACGACCACAUUACGUCGGUAGAGGGAGAGACUGCCAUUUUCCUUGCUGUGGACGUUAAUAAUGAACAUGGUCCUUUUUACUGGGUGAUGACGCAGUCCUGUUUCGACUUGCACUUCAUGGUGGUCUUGCAGAGACAGGAAAACGAUGAUGGUCACGUGCGGUUCUGUGCAAUUGUACAGCUGCUAGGAACACUCGAGCAAGCGCAAAAUUUUACUUACCAACUUGAGCUCAAUGAUGAUCAACGGCGACUGACCUGGGAAUCAACUCCUCUGUCUCUUCGAGAGGACGUUGAGACAGCCAUAAUGAACGGUGACUGCCUUGUCUUUGACAACAUCACUGCACAGCUUUUUGCAGAAAACGAUGAGUUACGCAUCACUGUAACUAUUGACCAGUGUUGA
Messenger RNA from Otolemur garnettii (small-eared galago), 855 nucleotides. RefSeq names its product E3 ubiquitin-protein ligase SIAH1-like. The transcript has a single exon. NCBI's taxonomy places the organism in Eukaryota, Metazoa, Chordata, Mammalia, Primates, Galagidae. Gene Ontology annotation, cellular component: cytoplasm. Gene Ontology annotation, molecular function: ubiquitin protein ligase activity; zinc ion binding; ubiquitin conjugating enzyme binding. Gene Ontology annotation, biological process: proteasome-mediated ubiquitin-dependent protein catabolic process; multicellular organism development. The record is from RefSeq and is a predicted model, not a curated record. The coding region runs from base 1 to 855 and encodes 284 amino acids.